Molecule: messenger RNA, 1746 nt
Organism: Erpetoichthys calabaricus (reedfish)
Lineage: Eukaryota; Metazoa; Chordata; Cladistia; Polypteriformes; Polypteridae
Product: E3 ubiquitin-protein ligase znrf2-like
Exons: 5
Coding region: 788-1459 (223 amino acids)
Source: RefSeq, a predicted model, not a curated record
CCGAGUGCGUGCGUGUGUGCGUGCCUGCCUGCCUGCGUGACGUCAUUCGACGCAAGAAGAGGCGGGAGCCGACUGACGGAGAGUAUUGCUCGCUCACAGUGUCACACGAGCGGCCCGCUGUACUCGUUCUGUUUUGCGGCUUGACAGCUCCAGGGAGGCCGCGUUUGCAUUUCAUCUGGUCUAUACACCCGUUGGCUCGGGUAGCCCGUGCUUCCCGUUUCACCUCGCAGUCGUUUGGGCAGCUUGUGGCCAGUACUUUUUUUUUAUCAGUCUGAGCGCUGCAUCCGCGGCCCCGCUCGCCGGCCCGCGACACCUCCUUCCUCUAACGCCGCUUCUGGGUCUGCGGGAGCACGGAGAGGAAGCGAGAGUCGCUUCUUCACUUUCAUCGUAAAGGCGAGAGGGAAGGAGCGAGCGUGCGAGCGAGCCAGGUAUGGCAGAGGAAACGUUAACAAGAAGUCAAGAGCCAAAGCAGAUCAAGCCAAAAGCAGAAAGUGAGGAGAGAGCGUUUUCCGCAUUUGGAGUAUAACCAGCGGCGGCACAGGAGCCACUCCGCUUCGGCACUUCAAGACACUUCCACUCGUGUUUUUUUCCACCCUCUUCGGGUUCUCGGUCAAGAUAUUUUGUUUUUAACUAUGGGAUUUUGAAAGUGAAUGUUGGCCUGAUAUCUUGCAACUCUGGAUACGAGGCAGUCCAUAAAGGGAGUCCCGCUCGUCGCAGUUUCACUUCGGGGCUGCUCAAGCCCAGUCGAUCCGGUGGAUAGGCACGCACGGACCCCGCAUCCAGCUUGAUGGGUGCGAAACAGAGCAGCCCUUCCAGCAACGGCCGGACCAGGGCAUAUUCGGGCUCGGACCUGCCAUCCAGCACCUCCACGGGAGGUGGUAGCACCAGUAGGAUUGCUCCGGGAGCGGUGAGGUUUUCACAUUAUGGCCCGUCUACACAGGGAGCCUCGGGGAGCAACGCCACCGCAGCCGCCCCCGCGCCACCGCUCGGCCCAAGGACCAGGUCGAUGGGAGGCGCGGGAUCGGGGCCAGGCAGUAGAGCGCAGGGACUCAACCAGUCAGCCCUCAAUAUCCCAAACAGCGGUGGCACCUACAGCCCACAGGACUCCGGGAACAGCACUCCCGAAGACCGGCCGGGGGCAGGGCAUAGGCUGCUGAUCGGCUCUUUACCGGCUCACCUCUCGCCUCAUCUCUUUGGAGGAUUCAAGUGCCCAGUCUGUUCCAAGUUCGUCUCUUCUGAUGAAGUGGACUUACACCUCGUAAUGUGCUUGACAAAGCCAAGAAUAACAUACAAUGAGGACGUGCUGACUAAAGAUGCUGGUGAAUGUGCAAUAUGUCUGGAAGAGCUUGUACAAGGGGACACAAUCGCACGUCUGCCAUGUCUAUGCAUUUACCAUAAGGGCUGUAUAGAUGAAUGGUUUGAAGUGAAUAGGUCCUGCCCAGAACAUCCGUCAGACUAAAGCUCUUAAAUGCUUUUUGCACAGGUUUUGGUCUUUCCUGUAUCAAGAAAGUGAUCUGCCCACACCACUCAAGACUGCAGGAGAUGAAGCCAAUGCCAUCACAGAAACUUUUUUUGCUGUCUUUCCCCACACUGAGUGACUGAAUUGCUUUUCUUAGACACACCGCAUUGAAACUCCACUUAUUUUGGAAGGGAAACAAUCUCUUUGCUCUUCAAAUAAAUUGCCACAUCUCUUUUAUGUGCCAAAAUUUGUUGAAUCAGCUUUCAGGGAUUAAAUCUAUAUAUGCA